This is a messenger RNA of Sinocyclocheilus rhinocerous, 877 nucleotides long. RefSeq names its product BRCA1-A complex subunit BRE-like. The transcript is spliced from 7 exons. NCBI's taxonomy places the organism in Eukaryota, Metazoa, Chordata, Actinopteri, Cypriniformes, Cyprinidae. Gene Ontology annotation, biological process: double-strand break repair. Bases 65 to 832 code for a protein of 255 amino acids. Gene Ontology annotation, cellular component: BRISC complex; BRCA1-A complex. The record is from RefSeq and is a predicted model, not a curated record.
AUAAACAAGUCUCAAAAACAACAGCGGAAGUAGGGAAUGAGUUCAUGCUCGAGAUUUGUGCUGUAUGUCAUAUAAAAGCGGCAGAGUUUGGAAGAUGAACAGUCUCUCUCCAGAGGUGGCAUUGAGCCGUAUUUCUCCUGAGCUGCGGCCUUUACUCUGCUCUGUGGUGCGCAAUGGACGGGUUGGUUUAGACUCAUCCAGCUGUCUCCGGAUCACUGACCUCAAAAGUGGCUGCACAUCACUAGUGCCUGGUCCAUGCUGUGACAGAUUCAAACUUCAUAUUCCAUAUGCUGGAGAGACUCUCAAAUGGGACAUUAUCUUCAAUGCCAAAGACCCAGAACUGCCCCCAGACUUUAUCUUCGGAGAGGAUGCUGACUUCCUGCCUGAACCAUCAGAACUCCCGCACUUGGUGUCAUGGGAUGCGGGUAAACCGGAGUGUCUCCUGCAGCUGGUGAAAGAGCUGUUGCAGCAGUACCAUCAGUACCAGUGCCAGCGGCUUCGUGACAGCUCCCGCCUGCUCUUCGAAUAUGACAGCCUGCUGGAAGACCCCAACUAUGGGCGCAGUAUGGAGAUCUACGCUGGCCUCAAGAACAGCUGGACGGGGGAGUUUUCUGCUCGAUUCCUUCUCAAACUCCCUGUGGAUUUUAGCAACAUUCCCAUCUAUCUUCUCAAAAGCCGAAAUGAUGGUAAACAUACGGAAAAUAGCAACCAUCAUCAGCAUCACCAUCUCAGCGUUCAGUCCCUCAGCAGUACACUACACUCAUGCAUUGACAUGUACAGUUCACUCCCAGUGGACCAUAAUGCACUGAAACUCACUUUAGACACAGGUUAGUGGCCGUCUAUAAGGUCACCACUGUGGGGGUCAUUAUUCCCAGCU